UAACCAGCUGGAACCCCGCGUCCCACAGACGACGAGGUGACUUUGACCUCCGGUUCUUUUUCCGCGUCCCUGUUGCGAACUGCGCGUUGAGUGGCACCCGCCCGAGGAAGAAUCAGGCUUGGGUCGCCGCGGAGACGACUGUGCAGACGUAGCUGGAGCCCGCGAGGGACGGUCUGAAUUUUCUGGACUCUGCUUUUUUGGUAGAGGAACCCAGAGGAUUGAUCAGCUCUUGCAGGUCUAAAACCAUGGCCCAUGGAUCAUUGACAUUCAGUGAUGUGGCCAUAGGCUUCUCUCAACAGGAAUGGGAAUAUCUUGACCCUGUUCAGAAGACUUUGUACAGGGAUGUGAUGAUGGAGAACUAUUGUAACUUGGUCUCACUGGCAGGCCAUUCCAUUUCUAAGCCAAAUGUAAUUACCUUACUGGAGCAAGGAAAAGAGCCCUGGAUGGUUAUGAGAGAAGAAACAAGAAGUUGGUGUACAGAUUUGGACUCAAGAUAUGAAGUAAUCAGCAAUGGAAAAACAUACAUUUAUACAAAACGUUCAUCUCUCAUGCUACAUCACAGAAUUGAUAAUGGAGAGAAACCGUAUGAAUGUAAGGAAUGUGGGAAGGCCUUUAGUCGUCAUACAGACCUAAGAGUACAUCAGAUAAUUCAUACUGGUGAGAAACCACAUGAAUGUAAGGAAUGUGGGAAGGCCUUUAGUCGUCAUACAGACCUUAGAGUACAUCAGGUAAUUCAUACUGGUGAGAAACCGUAUGAAUGUAGGGAAUGUGGCAAGGCCUUUAGUCGUCUUACAGACUUUAAGGUACAUAAGAGAAUUCAUACUGGUGAGAAACCCUAUGAAUGUGAAGAAUGUGGGAAGGCCUUUAGUCGUGCCUCAAACCUUGCUCAACAUGGAAGAGUUCAUACCGGUGAGAAAUCCUAUGAAUGUAAGGAAUGUGGGAAGGCUUUUAGUGAUGUUGGAACACUUAGAAUACAUCAGAGAAUUCAUACUGGUGAGAAACCCUAUGAAUGUAAGGAAUGUGGGAAGGCCUUUAGUCAAGCCUCAAACCUUAUACAACAUGACAGGAUUCAUACUGGUGAAAAACCCUAUGAAUGUAAAGAUUGUGGGAAGGCCUUUAGUCAUGCUUCACAUCUUGUUAGACAUGAGAGAAUUCAUACUGGGGAGAAACCCUAUGAAUGUAAUGAGUGUGGGAAGGCUUUUAGGAGUAGCCAUCAACUUACUAUACACCACAGAUUUCAUACUGGUGAGAAACCCUAUGAAUGUAAGGCAUGUGGAAAGGCCUUUAGUGUGUAUGGACGCCUUACUCGACAUCAGAGUAUUCACAGUGGUGAGAGACCUUUUGAAUGUAACAAAUGUGGGAAGUCCUUUAGGCUCAGUUCAAGCCUUAAAGUACAUCAGAGUAUUCAUACUGGUGAAAAACCCUUUGAAUGCCACAAAUGUGGGAAGAUAACCUUUAGUCGUGGUAUAGAUCUUAGAGUACAUCAUAGAAUUCAUACUGGGGAGAAACCCUACAAAUGUAAGGAAUGUGGGAAGGCCUUUAGUCAUGCCUCAAAUCUUGUUCAACAUGAGAGAAUUCAUUCUGGGGAUAAGCCCUGUAAAUGUAAGGAAUGUGGAAUGACAUUCAAUCAUGGCUAUUCACUCAUUCCACAUCAGCGACUUCAUACUGAUGAGAAACCCUUUGAAUGUAAAGAACGUGGGAAGGCCUUUAGUGGCACCUCAGACCUUAUGAGGCAUGAGAGAAUUCAUACCGGUGAGAAACCAUAUGAGUGUAAAGAAUAGUGUGGGAAGGCUUUUAAUAGUGACCAUCAACUAAUUGUACAUCAUAGAUUUCAUACUGGUGAGAAAUCCUAUGAACGUAAGGCAUGUGGGAAGGCCUUUAGUGUUUCAAGCCUUUAAGUACAUCAGAAAAUUCAUACUGGAGAGAAACCUUAUGAAUGUAAGGACUGUAGAAAAGCAUAUUUAUGCAGUAGAGAAUGUAUAGUAUGUCAAUGCAUUUAUAACACUGAGAAAAAUUUUGAAUGAAAACA
Molecule: messenger RNA, 2029 nt
Organism: Hippopotamus amphibius kiboko
Lineage: Eukaryota; Metazoa; Chordata; Mammalia; Artiodactyla; Hippopotamidae
Product: zinc finger protein 607-like
Exons: 10
Biological process (GO): regulation of DNA-templated transcription
Source: RefSeq, a predicted model, not a curated record